Messenger RNA from Babjeviella inositovora NRRL Y-12698, 1126 nucleotides. RefSeq names its product U1 snRNP complex subunit. The record is from RefSeq and is a predicted model, not a curated record. The transcript has a single exon. NCBI's taxonomy places the organism in Eukaryota, Fungi, Ascomycota, Pichiomycetes, Serinales. Bases 8 to 979 code for a protein of 323 amino acids. Gene Ontology annotation, molecular function: mRNA binding; U1 snRNA binding. Gene Ontology annotation, biological process: mRNA splicing, via spliceosome. Gene Ontology annotation, cellular component: U1 snRNP; precatalytic spliceosome; U2-type prespliceosome.
CGCCACGAUGACCACGUAUCCCCCAAACAUUGCCAAGCUCUUUGAGCCGCGGCCGCGCUUGAAGUAUUUGGAGCACAUCGACAUUGCACCUAAGGAACGGAGCACGCCGGCCGUGUCGGGCCUCAGCGGGUAUCUCGCACAGCUCAAAUCCUACGACAGCGAAAUACAGUACACACCGACGGAGGGACCCAUUCAGAAGCAGCAGCGCGAGCGCAGGGAGCGCCAGCGCGUACAGCAAGCGAAGGUCGCAAGUGAUCUUGCGCGGUGGAACCCGUCCGAGGACCCCCAGAUCCAGGGCGACCCGUUCAAAACCCUAUUUGUGGGCCGCUUGGACUACGAGGUAACCGAGUUGGAGCUCCAGAAGAAAUUUGCUGGGUUUGGGCCCAUCGAAAGGGUGCGCAUCGUGCGCGACCAGCGCGGAAAAUCGCGAGGCUACGCGUUUCUCAUUUUCAACUCCGAGUACGACUGCCGCAAUGCAUACAAGGAGUCCAACGGCAUGAAAAUUAACGAGCGUGAGCUUGUCACCGAUAUUGAGAGGGGAAGAACCAUCAAGCACUGGCAGCCACGCCGCUUGGGUGGUGGUUUAGGCGGUAGACACUACACCAAGACGAGGGUUUGGGGAGGCAGAACCAAUACCUUUGGUGGGCCCAGCGGACCGCGCAGCGUGCAUCAAACAAGGACCGCACCCAGAUUUGGUACCCGGCCAGCCUAUAGCCUGCGGCUGGGCCCUACCGAGCGCAGACCAUACGAGAGACAGGCCAGCAACGAAAGGCCAGAGAGAGACCCGCGUUACGGCGGGAAGUACGGCGUGUAUGAAAAGUACAAGGAUGUCAAAACCGAGGCGCCGUAUAAAUACGAAUCGCGCGAUAGCAGAGACUUCCGCGACAGAGACGCGCGCGUGCCCGAGCGCAGGGAACGUGAGCCAGCCAGGGAUAAAAAGGAGGAUCGGACUACCCGAUUCGACCGGUCCAUGUACUAAGGUUAGGUAUGGGAUGUCAGGUCAAAAGGAAUCAUUCCCAGAGGAGGUAAAAAAUCUUAGACAAGAGGUGGAACCCUUGUCAGUUGGGGCUCGCAGUUUUUGUGUGCUUCAUUGGAUUCAUCGUAUUAAAAUAGAAAUAUUAACCGC